Bombina bombina (fire-bellied toad) is the source of this 8275-nucleotide messenger RNA. RefSeq names its product guanine nucleotide-binding protein subunit alpha-11. The transcript is spliced from 7 exons. Gene Ontology annotation, molecular function: G protein-coupled receptor binding; G-protein beta/gamma-subunit complex binding; GTPase activity. Gene Ontology annotation, cellular component: heterotrimeric G-protein complex. The coding region runs from base 284 to 1297 and encodes 337 amino acids. The record is from RefSeq and is a predicted model, not a curated record. Gene Ontology annotation, biological process: adenylate cyclase-modulating G protein-coupled receptor signaling pathway; phospholipase C-activating dopamine receptor signaling pathway; action potential. NCBI's taxonomy places the organism in Eukaryota, Metazoa, Chordata, Amphibia, Anura, Bombinatoridae.
UUAGUGACAUUUCGAGUUUUCAUUGGCUAGUGCCGCCGCCUGUCAACCAUUGUUUUCGAGGAGUAGGGUUAGGUUGUAUCGGCUCCGGAGCUGUAGGAGCGGAAUCCCUGGACCCAACCAGGCAGGGAGGGGAAUAUCUUGUUGUCCGCUUUCUCUACCUCCUCUUGUUUGUUCGGCCGGAUGCCCGGUGGUCUGUGAAAGCGCUGAGAGACCGAGGUGGUCAGUGUCACCCCUCCCGGGUGGGAGAGGCCCCCGGUGCGGGCCACGGUGCCGGGGGGAAGGGAUGACUCUGGACUCCAUGAUGGCCUGCUGCCUGAGUGAGGAGGUGAAGGAGUCCAAGAGAAUCAACGCUGAAAUCGAAAAGCAACUGAAGAGAGAUAAAAGAGACGCAAGACGGGAGCUCAAAUUGCUGCUUCUCGGUAUGAAGGAGGGCAAAAAGGGGACAAGUAGCGGGUGUUCUGGGGCUGGAUGCAGGGCUAUUGGAGGGAGAAGACCUCUGGAUCCUGUGGGAACUGUCAUGCUGUCGAACAGCAGCAAGGCCAAUGCCCUGCUGGUGCGUGAAGUUGAUGUAGAAAAAAUUUGCUCCUUCGAACAGCCAUAUGUGACUGCCAUUAUAAACCUGUGGAAUGACCCAGGGAUCCAGGAGUGCUAUGACCGGCGGAGGGAAUACCAACUAUCAGACUCCACCAAGUAUUACCUCUCCGAUGUUGACCGUAUUGCCAUUCCGGGUUACCUGCCCACGCAACAGGAUGUGCUGCGUGUCAGAGUGCCAACCACGGGUAUCAUAGAAUAUCCUUUUGACCUGGAGAACAUAAUCUUCAGAAUGGUGGAUGUUGGGGGUCAGAGAUCAGAGAGAAGAAAAUGGAUUCACUGUUUUGAGAAUGUCACAUCAAUCAUGUUCCUUGUAGCGCUUAGUGAAUACGACCAGGUUCUUGUCGAGUCUGAUAAUGAGAACCGCAUGGAGGAGAGCAAAGCCUUGUUUAGAACCAUCAUCACAUACCCCUGGUUUCAGAAUUCCUCUGUUAUCCUCUUUCUAAACAAAAAGGACCUGCUGGAGGAUAAGAUCAUGUACUCCCACCUUGUAGACUACUUUCCAGAGUUUGAUGGUCCUCAGAGGGAUGCCACAACGGCCCGGGAGUUCAUCUUGAAGAUGUUUGUAGACCUGAAUCCUGACAGCGACAAGAUUAUCUACUCUCAUUUCACCUGCGCCACAGACACUGAAAACAUCCGCUUUGUCUUUGCUGCAGUCAAGGAUACGAUCCUACAGCUCAACCUGAAAGAGUACAAUCUGGUCUGACCAGUCUCCCCAUCUUACCUUUUCAUACCUGUUAGCGUGAUUCCCUGCUAUCUAAAAGCUGAGCGCUAGCAUGCGUAUAAGGAGGAUAGGACGGCUGGUCCUAAAUUUUGUUUUAAUGUUUGUUUUAUUUUUCUAUAAAUACAUUGGUUUUUAAAUGGGAUUUUUGCCAAAUUAGUGAAAAUGCAGCGUGUUGCUGCCCACCUGCCUUGGAUGAGUCUUUUAAAAAAACCCUCUUUUUUUUUUUUUUGCUCCCAAAAUUUUUUAGUCGGUAUAGUGAGAAUUUUUUAAGAUGGAAUGUAUAUGGGUGCAGUUCAUCGUUAUUUUUGCACCCGUAUUCUUAAAGGGACAUGGUAGUGAUUCAUUAACUUGCAUGACUUUCAUGGUGGAAAACAAAUGUUGGUUUUAAUUAAGUCCCUCAAUGACAUUUACACUUACAGUGUUUUUGUAAUUAUGAGUUUUUGUCUUAAAAGCAAAGUUCAGAGCUAAGUUUGCAUUUUAGUACUUUAAAUCCAUUUUUUCCUUUGCAAACACCAUUUUUUUCUGUAGUUGAUAUAAUGCUUUAAAGUUAAUUAAUCUUUUCCCAUGUCUUUAAAAAAUAGUUUGGUCAUGGUGCCAGCGUGUGGCCUGUCAUUAUUUUUUCCAUUUUUUUUCUUCUCAUCCAGACUGAUAUAAUUGAUUUGCAUAACCAAAUUGCAGCCACUCUCCAACUUCUUACUAAGUUAUACCUUGUCUUGUUUAACUGCGUUGCAUGUUUUUAUAAUUAUAAUGUAAAUUACAGGGCUAUAAAUCUGUUUUAUUUCAGAGAAGGUUAUCUGUUCCGUUCUUAUUACCCUGCCAUGCUCCCUUUUUAUUAAGUAUGCCCAACAUAAAUGAUUGUGACUACCUCCCAGUGGCAUUUUGGGGUGGCAAAGGUAGUGCCAAAAACCUAUAGUAAAAUAGUUUGUUUCUCUCUUAGCUUUUAAAACAACUGUCUCCUCAUCCCAUUUGUUUGUUUCUGUAAGUUGCCAUAGAUGCCAUAUUUCAAGUUAUCUUGCUAUGUGUAUAGAACUGAUACAUAUUGAAAUGUAUUCCCUUUUUGUUAGGCGAGACAGUAGUAUGAUCUGUUAAUAUUUUUAAUUUACAUAAGUUCUUGUAACUUGAGGCUAAUUUUCAGUCUGCUUAUGAACUGUACAGAAUUUUAUACAGAACUUCUGCCUGACCAAACUCCUUCCUCAGCAAAUCUAUUGUCCUUUUCUAGGUAUUGCUAGGCUAUUUUGAUCUGAUAUAUUUGUAUGACCUAUAACAGUGUUCAAAUACCUUUAGGACUAUAGAAAAUGGGACUGAUGCUGUUUGCACAUUUGGACCAGCAAUGGACAAUGUUCUGGGAAAUUGUAAGCUUGGACAAUCUUUUUAAUUUUUUUUUUUUUUUUUUUUUGUAGGCAAGUAUGUUGCAAAAAAGGAUUUUAAUAGGGCAGACAAAGUUCUAAAUAAACACUAAGCAAAUACACUACUAUUUGCAGGGCCUUUUACGGACCUCUCUAGCAUGUAUUAAAUAAUUUUGACCUGAUUUAAUCUCUGUAUUCAAAAUAAAGUUAAAGGAAUUAUGCUAAUGCCCAAUGCAUACUAGUUCCAACUUUGAGGCCAGAGUCAUUCUAGAUCUGAGAUUAAUAUACAAUAUGAAGAGAGAACAUUUCUUAAAUCAUUCUAUAUCUACACUGGAAUGUCCCUUUUUAAACACAAGGCUUUGCCUUAAUGAUUUGGUUGGUGUUUCUGUGUGAUUGUGAUAUUUAAAAGAUUCAAGACAUGCAUUAUUUAUUCCCCGCCCCCAUCUCUUGCCCAGAGUAUGUUUCAAGCGGUGUUCGUUCUCAAGUCUGUGCAAAAGCCUGUUUUUUAUCUUUAUAUUGAAAAUGGAAGUUCACACAAUUCACUUAUUUAAUUUGACACUGCUUCUGGGGCUUUAGGAGUUGUGUUUUUAAAACUUUGCAAUGCUUUUUUAGGUUUUUUUUUUUUGGGGUUUUUUUUUUUUUUUUUUUUGCAUUGAUGCCCAGUGGUUGUUCUACGUCAGAUAGUGGGUAAUCAAAUAUUUUUUUUCCAGCUAAUAAUUUAGUAGUUCGGGAGAGAUUGUUUAAUAGGACUAAACUCCAUUCCUUUCAUGAAGUGCAAUUUGUGUGAAAUGCAAUCUCUCAGCAUCUCACAUUUCUCCUCCGCCCUCAUUUGCAUCUUUUCCCUUAUUUCUGCUAAAGAGUUUGGGCAAACCAAUUAAAUUGAGCAUCUAUUUACCCUAAUUUAAAGGGGUUGUAAACCUAUAUAUAUUUUAAUACACUCCAUUGUAAUGAUAACCGUGCAUAAAGCUUUUGUUUCCUUUGUAGGAAAAGGUCAUUAAGGUAGUAUCAUUCAUCGCUGCGUGCAUGCUUAUUGCAAUCGCCAGUCAAACAUCUGAUUCAAGUUGUGUGUUUUUCUUCCGAAAAAGCAAAGAGCACACUCCCACAUCUGUUGAAAUCGCAUGGGCAACAACAUGCAAUAUGUAUUAUCAUUACAAUUUGCUGAGUUAAUUUAUACAUGUUGACUGCCCCUUCAAUCAUGGGAUACACUACAGCCUCCUUUACUACACACAGAUCACCUUCUCUGUGUGUGUGGAGUUGGCCCUUUUAGAUCUUCCAGGGUUAUUUAUUGUAUAUAAAUUACUGUUGGGUAUUUUUUUUGGGCUAUAUUGAAGUCAGAUGAUCCUCCUGUCUCAUGAAGUACUACUUGAUGAUAGUUUUUUUUUUGUUUUUUUUUUUGUUUUGUUUUUUCUUAAAACCAAACCCUGAAAUUACUUUAUUGAAGUAUCCCAUUUGAUCUGUUUUUCUUGUGACUUUUUUUAUUUUUAAAUCCCUUUUGUCAAUAGCAAGACUGUAAAAUUACCAUCAAAUCUGUUUUGCAUAUUAACAGCUAGUAAUCUCUUGGUUGUUUCUAUUUUGAUGGCUUUGAAAGCCCUGUAAAUUUUAAUUACUGUAUUUGUCAUUUAUUGUCUGUGGAUGGCACUUGCUAUCCUCUUAUGUAAAUCAUUUUUGUUAUAACAAAUUUAUAUGCCUCUGUUCAUUUUCUUCAAAACAUACAUUUACUUACCAUUUCAGUGUGUUCAUCAUAACACCUUUCUAUGCCGUUCAUUUUCAUCCAGCAAGAGAGAGAUUUGUUUUAAAAGUAAGAAAAAGUGUGCAUUUUGAAGUUGCAAGAAAACUAAGCAGUAUCUUGAUACUAAUUCUACUUGGUUACACGGACAAUCCUUCAUCUGAGAACAUUAUUAUUAUAUAUUUUUUAUUUUUUUUUAAUAACCUUUUAGGAAAUCUACUUCUGCUCUUUAGGGACGUAAAGCAUCUUAUUCUUUUCACAAGUUGCAUUUUUGUGUAUUUUUUUCUCCUGUUUAUAUAAUGUAUAUUGUCAAUAAUAUAUAUAUAUUUUUUGAAUAUGCUUUUGUGAUUGUGUGACCUGCUUACUCUUCCCCCACAUUGCCAAUAUUAUUUUGCACUGGGUAAAUUAAAAGAAUACAACUCAUUCAGUCUUUAUGCGCUAUCAGAAAGGACAAGCUAAAGAGACACCACACCUGAUUAAGUUUCUGAUUAUUCUUAUUAACCUAGAUGAACAGUGCACUCCCCCCCUCCUUAUACUUUAAAGGGACAUGAAACCCAAAUUUUUUCUUUUAUGAUUUAGAAAGUGUGUGCAAUUUUAAACAAAAUUCUAAUUUGCGUCUAUUAUCUAAUUUGCUUCAUUCUCUUGAUAUCCCAUGCUGAAAAGCAUAUCUAGAUAGUCUCAGUAGCUGCUGAUUGGUUGCUGCACACGGAUGCCUCAUGUGAUUGGCUCAUCCAUCUGCAUUGAUAUUUCUUCAACAAAGGAUAUCUAAAGAAUGAAGCACAUUAGAGAAUAGAAGUAAAUUGGAAUAUUGCUUAAAAUUGUAUUCUCUUUCAGAAUCAUUAAAGAUUUUUUUUUGGUUUAUUGUCCCUUUAACUUCCACUCUCACUUUCAGAGUAUUAUUUAUUAUUAUUUUUAAAGCAUAUGUUUAUGAAUAGGGUGCCUGUUCAUACAUAUGUAACACUAUAAUAAUAUAAGUGCCAAACUGGUGGUGAUAAUGUUUUUUGUUUUUUUUUUAAGAUACUUUUGUGAUUUUUUAGAAUCGCCUCAGAAAUUAUGGAUAUAAAGCCUCUGACUGCUGGGAUAAGUAGACACCCCUUCCACUUCCUGCUUCAACUAUUUUUCACUACCAAUUUGUAGUAACAUAUGUGGAGCUUGAGCUCUGCAUCAGCAUUGUUUGCUUACUAUACAUAAAGAAAGGUUAUUCACCUCUCAGUAUAGUAUGUUUACAACUGAACUACAUCCACCCCAACCACCUGGCGACCAAUCUUAGGGACCUCACUUGUGUCCUAAAAUGAUUUCUGACUUUCUUUGUAAUGUUGAUGGGAAUGCAUACCUCAAUUUAUCCUUUUUGUACCGUAUUCUAGUCCCUGGCUGAUUUCUACAAAUUAAUUUUGGUGAACCUUUAAAACUUCAACAUUUUAUAUACCAUAUGUAAAAUGACUGUAUAGAACCCCCCUCCACCCAGUUAAAAAGGGUUUAAUCGGAAUGGAGGAGAUUGGUGCAGUCUUCACUCAUGCCAGUCUUUCCCUAUUCCUGUUUUUUGUUGUUGUUUUUUUUUAAAAAUAAUUUAUUAGAUCAGUAUACUGAAAUGGUUUUGUCUAGUAGCCCUCAAAUGAAGUAAUCUGAGGCUUAAAUGCAUAACUUCCUGUACUCCAUCCUCAGUCAGGGACUAUAAUUCCCUUUUUAAAUAUUAUUUUCCCUCUAGGUUUAGAGAGGAAAACCAUUUUUUUUUCUGUUUGUUUGCUUCAUCUGUUUUCCUUAAUGCUUCAGGUAGUUUUGUGUUUAACAUCAAGAGGAAGUAUUUAACUGAUUUGUGGCAGCUGCAUUCUUGUGAUGCUGUAUUGAAAGAGUGUUCCCCACUUUAAUUUAUUUUACGUCUCCAUUCUGACCCUGGCAACCAAGGUGAAUAAAUCUAUUCUCCAAAUGGAAACGUAUCCUCACAUUUUGCUUAUUUGUUCUUUAAAAUAUUUUAUUUUAUGGAUAAAAAAAAAUAAAAGAAAGCCUAAGGGACAAACUUGUUUUUGUUCUGGUGUGCAUUUGUUCUGUUUUUUUUCUAAUGAGGAUGGGUAUUCCUUUUGGUAGUAUGGAUUAGGGCUCUUUAUCUGGAAUCUGCAGAAUUCCAUAGCAGGUCAGAUUUUACAAUAUUACCAUGGAUGAGAAUUUGUUCAUUCUUGUAAUUUUAUUUUAUUAAAAAAAAAACAAAAAAAAACCCUGCAACCUAGCAUCAAACAAAGCCCACACUGCACAUUGUAUAUUUUGGUUUUAUGUCUAUGCCUCUUCCCCCCUUUUUUUUUCUAAAUAUGUACUUGGCUACAUCAGUAGUCAGAAGCUUUAUAUCCACUAGUACUGAUAUGGUUUUACUUUUAAGUGAAUAAGUCCCCCCCCCCCCCCCCCCCGUCCCCAAGAAGUAUGAAUGUAUAAUUUCCUUUCAUUUCCCACAUUUUUAUUGUCAAUUGUGGCAGUCUGUUAUCACCAGCAAAAGCCCAAAGCUGCUAUUAACAUGAAGUGCAAAACUACGCGCUGGAGUUCAAACAACUGCUUUCAUUUAAAAUUAAGGUUUUUCUUCCCUUUUUAUUGCUGAUUAUCAAGACUGACUGUUGUAAUACUUUUUUCAAAUGCAAUGUGUGGAAAAUUUGACUUUUUGGGAUGUUGUAGACCACUUUGGUUGAAUAUGAAUCAAUCCUGUAGAAGCAAAGGAGUGUCAAAAUUUAUAUGAAACAAAAUAAAUCAGAAUCCUUUUUAUGAAGAGAAUCAUUCAAAGCUGUAUGAUUGAAUAUAUUGAUGUAUAUUUACCAUUUUUUUGCAAAGGAUGUGCUUAUAGAAUGUAUGUAAACUCUUAUAGACUAGAAUUAUUCUUCCUGAUGUUUUUAUACAUUCAUUGCUAAAUUUAAGUCAACAUAGUUAAUACAGGGGACCAAAACUGCUUUGUCUGUUAACCUAUUUGUGUUUAGUAAGAUCAUAGUUGUGAGUCAACAGCUGCCAUUUAUAAAGUUUUUUUUAAAACUAUAAUUGGCAUGGGGAGUACAAUUUGGUGUGCUCAUGGCUAAAUAAAUUUAUAGGAUGCUCACAUUCCUGAAAGUUAUUAAAACCUGCUAAUACCUCCUUUUAAGACAUGGAUGGGGUACGUUGGCCCUCCAGAUGUUUCAGAACUACAUUUCCAAUGAUGCUCAACUGGACUUCAGAGUGCCUAAGCAUCAUGGGUAAUGUAGCCCUGAAACAUCAGGAGUGCCAAGGUUCCCCAUCCCUGUUUUAAGAGGUAAGAAAUUGGCUAUCUAUUUCCAGCUUCUUUUCUUAAUGGGACCUUGGAGUGAUGCAUUGAUUUUAAUUUUCCAAAUUCUGUGAGCAUUGCACUAUAGGUGUAAAUCUAAAAUUAGCAUGAUUUUGCAUAGUUUAAUUCACUUUUCCCAAUUUAAACAGCUCCCACUGCUAUUUUAAAAUACCAAAAGUAAGAAUGGUUGUUGCUUUGAGAGACUUAAUCACGGUUUCUAUGAGAUGUGUCUCUCCUGAGGCAACAAGGCCUCUAUAGCAUGCUUAGAUUGACAUAAAGUAUCUGUAUUAAAGUUUCUGGUUGUAUCAAAACAUGGGGGAUGGGGGGGGGGGGACAAACCUGCAUAUUUAAAAUGCAGUACUCAUAAGUGAAGCAAUGAGUCGGUCCCUUUAACUAAUUUUGUUCCCCUGACAUCAGGGCACUGUUAACAAAAAAAAAAAAAAUGUAAUAAUAAAAAAAGUAAAAUAUUUAAACACUUAAUUAACCAAGUUGCUUCACUCUCUAUGUCCUCUUGUUCUUACCUUUUUAUUUCCCUUUUACCUAAAUGCACACUGGAAUUUGAUUUUUCAUAUCUUGUCCUUAAAAUUGUUUUAAAUUGGAAUAAAUUUUGUUCCUAUAAA